Rhizophagus irregularis DAOM 181602=DAOM 197198 is the source of this 2250-nucleotide messenger RNA. The record is from RefSeq and is a predicted model, not a curated record. Lineage: Eukaryota; Fungi; Glomeromycota; Glomeromycetes; Glomerales; Glomeraceae.
UCCUAUAAAUUAAAUUUAUUACACUUACUAUACUUUCAAUACGAAGUCAUCUCUUUAUUUGACUUUUAGUUAUGGAAAACCCAGACAAUGCUUGGAACGAUAUAAUCGGAAAUGGUGGUUCGAAAAAGAACGAUACGAUCGACUCAGUGAUUGACGCUUUUAAUAGUGUUAUCUCCACUAACUCUGAUGCGAUCCUAGGCUCUGGUUGGAAUACGUCUAAUAAGAAAAAUGUUGAACUUAAGACAAAAGGCAGUGAGGUCGCUUCAAAAUCGUCCUGGGGAGGAUCUUUUAGUACCACCAGUAAUCAAGAUGAGAGUGAAAAUUCAUGGAAUUCUUGGGGUAAUGGUAGUAGUUCUUGGGAUAAUAAUAAUAAUAAUAGUGGUGGUUGGGGAAAUGAUGAUAAUCAAAAUUAUCCUACUAAUAAUAUUAAUUCUGGGUACACGGAUGAUAGAAGAAAUUACCAAGAUGUAAAUAAAACAAAUUCAUAUACGGAUAAUAAUAAUAGAUAUUAUGAAUCUACAGAUGCGAAUCAAGUUAAUAAUGAUGACAUGCACAUGAACAAUAAUAAUAAUUUUAGCAAAACUCAUAAGGAGUAUGACAAUCAAACUCAUGGACAACAACAACAUUCAAAUUAUGAAGCUCAGGAAAGUCCUUCACCGUCAGAAUCUGAAACAUCAACGGAUCAGAAUUCCGAAACAAUCAGUCCAGAUGAUAUAAAAAUGAAAUUAUCAGCAUGGCAUAGUCUUGCUGAUCCAAAUACAAAAGAACGAGGCGAUGGUUUAGGUGGAGGUCAAUUGCAUCGUCGCGGUAAAAAUUAUAUUCCUGUGGAUGAGAGAACCGUUUUAGCUAUACAACAAAAAGGUGGUGGCCAUAGGAGACCAAGUAGGGGGGUCUCGGGAAAGCCUAUACCAAAAACCAAAGUUUUUACAAAACCACCCAUAAAAUCGGCCAUGGCAACAAAACCAAUUAAUAAUGUUCCAACACAAAAACCACCUGCUACUCAGAAAAUUCUUAAUGCAACUGUCCCAGUUAAGGUGGCAGCUCCUCAAAAUCAAAAACAAAAUACACAACCAACACCUCCGAAUCGAGCGCAACAGCAAACCCAACAAACAUCAAAAAAACCAUCUCCACCACCUUCACAAUCUUCACAACGUCAACCUUUACGGGAUGUUGUUCCACAACCUUCUCGAGAUACUUCUCGAGAUGUUUCGCAACCUUCUCGAGAUGUCUCACAACCUUCUCGGGAUACUUCACGACCUUUACGGAAUCCUUCACCAUCUUCACGACCUCAGCGUUCUCAACAGCUUCAGCAGCCUCAGCUGUCUCAGCAAACCCAGCAACCUCAAAAACAAAAUUCAUGGUCUCCGCAAUUGGUUAAUACGCCUUUUUGGGAAUCUUCAAGUCCUCCACCUAGUCCUCCACCUAUUCAACAUCCUUCGCCAAGACAAUAUGCAAAUGAGGCGAUUUCAAAUAAAUCCCAACCUAUUCGACAUCAGUCACCUGCUCGUUCUCCACGACCAGCAAAACCUGUACAAGAUUAUACCUUGCCGUAUAUUCCCCCAGAGUUUGAUUCGACUCCAUACCGAAAGCAACCAUCUCCUUCACCUGUUCGUGAUAAACCACAUAUAUAUAAUGACCCAGAUUGGAAAGGUAAUAAAUAUUAUGAACAGGGUAAUAAUGUCGAAAAUCAACGGAAUGAAUAUUAUGAUGAUUAUGAUGAAAAUGGUUUCGAAGGACAACAGAAUAAAUCCGGUCACAUAUCAAGAUAUAAUGAACCAGAGAAGGAGCAAGCAUCACGCGUUGAUCGCUAUGAUCGUGGUGAACUACUUCUUACUAUAAAUGUCGAACUUUCAGAAGGUAAAACACAGGCCAUCGAAGUUCAUGUACAUGAUGAUCCAAUGGAUUUAGCAAAAGACUUUUGUGACUUAUGGAAGGUUACAAAUCCUGUGCUUAUCUGUUUGCGAUGUUUUAAAGAAUAUAGUGGUAGCUCCAUGUAUUUCUGCUGCGAAUUAGACAAAUACAUCAAUAAAUACAAAUAAUACUAAUAAAAUAGAAAAUAUUACUAUUUAUGUUCUAUUUCUUUUGUUUACUUUUUAUAGCGUGAUAUUGCAACAAAGGUCAAUUUUAAGCUAACAUCACACAAUCACACACAGCCUUAACUUCUUUCAAAUUUAGUAACAAUGACAGUUAGUCAGGUUAUUCUGCAUACUAAUAUAUCACUUGAUGAAAUGUACUGUCAAAUGUUUAAUU